Paramisgurnus dabryanus is the source of this 6659-nucleotide messenger RNA. RefSeq names its product zinc finger protein 609b (gene znf609b). Gene Ontology annotation, cellular component: nucleus. Gene Ontology annotation, biological process: regulation of transcription by RNA polymerase II. The record is from RefSeq and is a predicted model, not a curated record. Lineage: Eukaryota; Metazoa; Chordata; Actinopteri; Cypriniformes; Cobitidae.
UUCAUGGCGCUUCCUCCUCCUGUCCUUUAGUUACAUUGUAUCUCCCUUACUCAAAGGAGCGAGGGAUCUAAGACCCAACUGAAGGACAAAAUGAAUGAAUAUACGUGAAAAUGGACGCGCCGGGAUGUUGAAUUUAUUGUCGUGGAGUGUGAGAAAGACGCAUUUGAAGAAAGCUGUGAGAUUUGGACCCUGCGGUGCCAGUUUCAGACCAGUGUUUCCAUUUUUGAACGGGAUCUUUAGGAGUGUGAUGGCUGCAGUCCAGCGAAUUGCUGGCCUUGCCUUUCUAUAGUUGCUGGAUGUGUUGGGAAGUGCACUGUUUAGGGAUCAUUUUUGGAAUUCCGUGCGCAAAUCCAGAGGCCGUUCCACUCUACUCUAUGGAAUGUACAUAAGUGUUCACUGGAUAGGGGUUUGCGUGUGGGGGCAAAAUGUGGGCGACUGGGAAGUUGACAUCAAUACGUUGAGGCUGCUGUUGUCUUUUUCCACACCCCGGCAGUCUGAGAAAUCGGACGUUACUGUGACAAACCUGGGCCGCUGGCACUAAAAUGUCCCUAAGUAGUGGCACUGCAGGCGGGAAAGGUGUGGAUUCGAAUGCGGUGGACACUUACGACAGCGGUGAUGAGUGGGAUAUCGGGGUUGGAAAUUUGAUUAUCGACCUUGACGCUGACUUAGAAAAGGACAAACUUGAGAUGUCUGGCACCAAGGACGCAGGAGCCAUGGCAGCUCCACCCAGCGCUGUAGCGUCUUUGCCCGACAAUAUUAAGUUUGUUAGCCCAGUGAGCGCUCCUCAGGGCAAAGAGAGCAAAUCGAAAUCCAAACGCAACAAAAAUUCUAAAGACAAUAACAGCAAGUCUCCAGCCGGAGAUGGAGGGAAGAAGGACCACCAGGGUCGAACCCAAGGGGACGUUACCGGUGCGACAGGUGGUUCGGGAGGCAGCAGUAACCCCAUGCCUGGGAAAGGCGUUGAAAAGACUGCAAAGGCCUCCCGUGGUGUAUCGAACAACAAAAAGGAGAAGGAAGUAUCGAGUGGGAAAAACAAAAAGGAAAAGGUUGAAAGCGGACCGGUUGCGGUCAUUGCGAUCGAAAAGGAGAUCGUGACGAAUGUUCAGGCUUUCGGAAGCGUACGCAAUGCUACUUUUGACAAUGCGCAGAACGCGGACAUGAGUGGGACGGAGCAACUUGGGAAUAAUUCCCUGGAAUCUGUUGGAAUUGUUUCUCCGCUAGCUAUUAAAUCGGAACCCGAGGAGCUGGACGGUGCUGAAUGCAGAGCCUUGAAGAAGGUGAAAAACGAAAAGAUGGAGUCUCCAGUCUCCACUUCAGCUCCUCCACCUCUUCACCUUCUCGCCUCAAUGGGAAAUCCUGACAUCUCCUCACCCUGCGAGCAGCUGAUGGUGCGCACUCGCUCGGUGGCCGUCAACACAACCGAUGUGGCCCUGUCCACCGAGCCCGAAUGCCUGGGACCCUGCGAACCUGGCACCAGCGUCAACCUGGAGGGCAUCGUGUGGCAAGAAACCGAAGAUGGUAUGCUGGUGGUCAACGUUACUUGGCGUAACAAGACGUAUGUCGGAACCCUUUUGGAUUGUACUCGCCAUGACUGGGCUCCGCCAAGGUUCUGUGAGUCUCCUACAAGUGAUCUGGAGAUGAGAAAUGGGCGAGGUCGUGGAAAGAGAAUGCGACCCAAUAGCAACACCCCAGUCAACGAGAAUAGCAACUCGUCUGAUAACAAAGGCACCAACAGCAACAAAACCAGAGCAAGUUCCAACAGCAAGGGCAGGCGAGGCAGCCAGAACUCCUCUGAGCGUCGAACUCCGCCCAAUAGCAACACAGAGGACAUUAAAGCCAGUCCGUCCUCAGCCAAUAAGCGCAAGAUCAAACCCGCAUCAGACAUGGAGCCAAACUCAAGCUCAGAGGAUUCUAAAGGCAACAAGCGCAUGCGAACAAAUUCAAACGGUGGAAUGGUGCCCUCUACUCUCCCGAUUCCCAUCAUCAAAACGGAGUCCCUUCCUCCACCUCUGGACCGCAGCUGUCCCUCACCGGUAUUGAUUGACUGCCCACACCCCAAUUGCAACAAGAAGUACAAGCACAUCAAUGGUCUGAAGUACCACCAGGCCCGUGCUCAUAAUGAUGAUGAUAUUAAGCUGGAGAUGGAUGGGGAUAGCGAGUAUGGUGAAGAAUCCUCUCUCCACCCAGAACCAGGAAGUUGUAACGGAGCUUCGAUUACACAGAAAGGCUCACUAUCCCCAGCGCGCUCUGUCACACCUAAAGGAAGAGGGUUUGAUGCUCAGAGUCCAUCUCCUUCUCCUGGAAAAUUUGGCUCCAAGUCUAAGAAAAAGAAUGGAGAUGUUGAAGGUGAUGUUUGUGGCACACCUAUGGAAGUUUGUGAGGAUGGGCCUUGCCUCACUGCGGAUGAGGCUAGUAAUGAUGGCAUGGAGGACAGAAAGUCCAAAAAGCCAAGCAGUGGUGCCAAGUCUGACAAGCUGUCCCAGAAGAACAUGAAGCCUUCGCGACCCAUGCCUCCAGCUCUCACUUCUCAGCAGAUGUACUCUUUGCAGCCAACACCAUUCAGUGGUGGGAGCCCAAGCCAUGCCCCAGGGAUAGCCAACAUGUUGCAGGGUAUCCCCAAGAGUCCCCAGCUCAAAGGUAUGCAGCCUAAAUUGGGUGUAACUGGAGACUCGUCACCAAUCAAUCCAGCUUCAUGCAGCUCCAAGGACAAAAAGAAAAAGGACAAGAAAAAGAAAGAUAUAGGAAAAGAUGCCGACAGCCCCAAGAUCCCAGGGAAGAGUGGGAAGCCUGAAGGUGGCAAAAGUCCUUAUUCUGAAUCAUCUGACCCAGGAAGUAGAAGUGAAGGUCAUCUCAAUGGUUCUUCUGACCUGCAUCAAAGUCGUCUAGCAAGUAUGAAGGCAGAGGCAGAUAAGAUAUACAGCUUCACCGAUAACGCUCCCAGUCCAUCCAUCGGUGUUGCAAGUCGGGUGGAUAGCAGUGGACAACCUCUCACUCCACUUCAUGUUGUUACCCAGAACGGGGCAGAUAGCUCUUCAGUAAAGACAAACAGCCCUGCGUAUUCUGACAUCUCUGAUGCAGGAGAGGAUGGUGAAGGUAAAGUGGAAGGGGUCAAAGUCAAGGCAGAAGAUCAAUCGAUAAGGGACAGUGCGAAAAAGUCACUCUUUCCCUCGCAGGCGCCUAACAAAGAGUCCUCGUAUUAUGCUAGCUAUGAAAACUACUACUCUCCCAGUUACACCCACCCUAGCCCCGGUGGUACCACGGCUGGUGGACCACUACCGGAUGGGCAAGCUGUGAAACAACUGAAAAAGGAGAAUGAGCAAGAAUUGGUAGAGGAGAAGAGCAAGGUGGAGGUGCAGGAUGAGCGGAAAUCCGAGGUUCCCUCUAGUCAGCCACACCAACAACAGCAAGCUUCAGUCAUUCAGCAACGCUCCAAUAUGUACAUGCAGCCACUCUACUACAACCAAUACUAUGUCCCCCCAUAUGGAUACCAGGACCAGGUUUAUCACAACCACCUCAUGAACACUAACCCAACCUACAGGCAGCAAUACGAGGAGAGACAAAGACUCAUGGCCGAGCAACACAGGCCUCCUGAAAAGAAGCCUGAUUUAGGUGUAAAGGACAGGGAAGCCUCGCUUAAGGAGGACUGGAAACAGAAAGGUCCUGUUCCUCCAGGCCUGACGAAAGCCCCCAGCCUUUCAGAUCUGGGAAAGCCACAGGCCCCUGGCAAGCAGAGAGAUGCUUCAUCUGAACCUGCCAAGUCAGUCAUCAUUCCUAAAGCAGAGGAGGCCAAGCUACAGCCACAGCAGGCAGAGGGACUUAAAAUGAAGCUCAGUGAAGCCGGUCAUCAUGGAAAAGAUGACUCAAAGGCAGGUGUAGAGUCUGCCAGACUCGGUAUGGAGCAAGCCAUGUGGUACAGACAGUACCCUGAGAGUCAGAGACCACCAGAAGAGGAGCGAGACCGCGAGCGAGAGAGAAAAGUCAAAGAAGAGAGGACCAGGACGAAGGACAACAGCUCCAAAGAUGAGAAUAAAGAUGCAACUGAUGGUUCAUGUGCACCCGGCCAAGAGGAGCAGCAGCAUCGAAAUGUAGCGAAAGAUUCUCGACAUAACGCUCACAUACCUUUCAGUUCUCCUUUGGCACAGCACCAGCCCUACUUGCAUUAUAUGCAUGGAUAUCCUUUUGGACAGGGCUAUGACCCCAGUCAUCCUGGAUACAGGGGCAUGUCCUCGGUUAUGAUGCAGAACUACCCAGGGUCCUAUCUGCCAGCGGGAUACCCUUUCUCCCCUUACGGCAGUAAAAUGGGCAAUGAAGACGGAGAGAAAUCUCGCUCCAGUCCCACGGUCAGCAGCAAGUCUGCUUCGGAGUCCAAACCUCUGGACAUACUGCACCAACACGCACACCAGUACAAGAGCAAAUCCCCUACGGUUGCCGACAAGCCCUCCCAUGAAAGAGAGAGAGGAGCAGGGGAUCGUGAAAGAGAGAGAGAAGUAGAUCGACCUCGCUCGUCUCCCUCCCAACGCAUAAUGCCACCCCAUCACCACCUAGGUUAUCCUCUUGUAGCCGGACAGUAUGAUCUGUCCUAUGCCACAGGUCUUUCAUCGUCAGCGAUUGUUGCCAGUCAGCAAGCUUCAGCCCCUUCCCUGUACCCACCAGCACGGAGGUGAGAAUGGGAGACCUCAUUCUCUCACCCUUUACACAGAAUCAUGUGACUGGAUCACAUGGGAAGAAUAUGGAGUUCAUUUAGACAUCAGUUGAAUGGUGUUUCUAUAUUUUUAGUUUUUUUCUGCCAGGAAUGUGUGGCAGAUUGAUGUUUUUCCUAGUAUCCGUACCUCGUACCCCACUAAAGACUGUGAGACCAGGUUCAAAGCCAUCCCGCCCUGCUCGGAGCCCGGCUGGCCACUGAACACUACCUGUGAACUGUUGAGGAUCCAUUGAAAGACUGAAACUCACUGUGCAGGCCGUGGCCGGACGAGAGACUCGGACUGGAGGGGAAAUAAAAACACUAAGACUGAAAAUAGUUUUAUCACACUGAGAUAACUAAAAUCCUUUCCCUUGUUUAUUUUCUAUUUGCCUCCUCACUGAAAAAGUCAAUUGGUUUGACCCACGGUCGUUCUCUAGAUCCCACAACUGAAAACGGCAGAUAAUAUUUCGCAUUGUCUCAUAAUUCUUAUUCAAUGGUUCUCAUCGCCUCAAGACUGCUUUGUUAUUUUCACCAUUUUAAUUUUUAGUCACUACGGUUCAAUGCAAAGAAAACUGAAGGUCUUUUAACUGAAGGUCUUAAAUAUCCACAACCUAUACUGUACUAAUUUAUGAUUGAGACUAAUUCAUCCGUAUCAUCCUUCACUUCAUCAGGAGCUCAAGGGUUUAUGCAUAGCUGUCCUCACGCACGACUGAAUUCAGUGACGCAUUUCACUUUCAAAUCAGCCAUUAUUGUAUUUCUUUAGACCUCAUCACCAGUCAAAUUUAUCCUUCAACUUGAAUGCGAAUAUCCUCCUUUCUGUGACCGACUUUACGAUCUAUCGCUAAGGUUUUUCAAAUGGAUGUUUGUUUAUGUGACAUGGUAUUAUUUUAGAGGCGCUAUAGCACUACGCGGGGUGUACAAGUGAGGGUUCGUGACAACAACCGAGGCCCGGUAGUUUUGUACUAAAUGUCCUGAAGUUCUUGCAUGGGGCCGUUUUAUCCCUGAACACUUAAGUGUCGUGAUAACUCCAGCGUGUUUUAAGAAACCAAGUGAUGAGCCUUUGAACCGAACAUGUUUGCAUAGCCCGUCAUGCUCGCUGUGUUUCACGUGUCGUUUCGCAUUGUGUACUCUAGCGCUAGAGACGUGACUUUAUACGGUGUCUCCUCAGGCAAAGCAAACUUUGGUUUCGUACCAAGCGCGGUGGUGAUUCCCGGUCACACUGUAUAUGAUGUACAAGAGGGACUGUUUGGAAAUGCAAUCUCUGCUCUGUCUCCGUUUCGAUUUUCUCCCACUUUCUUGAACGCUUUACUAUUAAAUAGGUCCCAAAGGAGUCUCAGGAAUCAACCCUCAGGCUCUCAAUUGAUUUCAAGUGGUUUAACUGGGUAUUUGCUGAAUGUGGGUAGUUUUUUGGUUUAAGCAGACAGAUGUCGCGCAGAUGAACAGCAGGCAGGUGUUUGGAGGAUUCGUUGGCUCAUGCACGUGUGAAAAUUCAAAUAAAAGCCUCACAGUACACAAAGUACAUUUCAUUUAACAAUUUAAUAAUAUUCAUCGGGACACAUUCACAGUUUUCACCUUCGAGUACAAAUUGAACACAUUUCAUGUUUUUGGUCAUGCAAAUUGUCGGAUGUUCAAAUGGUGCUCAGGUGACAUGCUUUACGUCUGAGGAGCGUUGCACUGUUGCAUGCGUUGCGUCAUUUCUUGCGAUGCACUACCGCCUCUCUCUCUCUCUCUCUCUCUCUCUCUCUCUUUGCGUUUCAACACGUUUAUCUCGAGUAUCAGGCCCCGGUACUUACAGUAUGUUUACUUUUUAUGGCUUUGUUUGAAACGAUUCGUUGGCUUUAUCACCCGAUCCCUCCUGUUCUUUCUUAGACUGUUCUCUUAUGUAAAGUGUACAUUACCACGUUUCUUUUUUUAUACAAUACUGUAACUUGCCUUUGUACAUUUGGGCAAAAAAAUAAAUCUUUUUAUGAGACAAUCA